UUGGUUUUAAGAAUCGGCAGACACUUUUCAGCGGUUUCUGAUGGUGCAAAGUCCCUUGAUUGUCUUACGGCCCGGGGUCUCGGCACAGAAAGAACUAGUACUUGCAGCUAUGACUUUCGUUGUCUUACCAAUGAGCAGAGUCCAGAAAGAAGACUUACUCGUGACACUCUUCGAGUCGUACAAAACGAGGCCCCGAAGCAAGAUUCCUUCGUUGAUGGCGAUUACCCCCACAAACCUUUGUCGUCUUCCAUGUCUGUUGAGUCCUCAUCUACAGCCAGUUCGUCCAGCUGCCUUUCAUACCCUUCAGAACCACCAUCGAUUUUAUCUACUUUAGAGGUUACGACUCCUAUUUGCCAGUGGGAUGGCUGCGACUGCAGUACGGUCAGCCAAGCUAGUUUAUUGGAUCACCUCCACAAAGUCCACGUAUCCUCUCAGACUUCUUCCGGUCGCAAAAGACAUUUUCAAUGUCUCUGGCGUGGCUGCAGAGUCUAUAAGCAACCCAGCGUUUCUCCUAUCUGGCUAGAGCGCCACGUACUUCAUCACACGGAAGCAAAAGGAAAACCGUUUAAAUGCAUAUUUAACCCUUGUGCUCUUCGGUUCUCUACUACUGAACUCCUGGAACGACACGUAAGGCGAGCUCAUAUUAUCACCAGCGAAAAAUGCAACGUCUCUAAAAUUCCAGGCUCGACCGACAGCUUACAGCAGCAUAGUUUACCCAAAAUGAGUAAUUCAGAAUGUGUUAACAAAUCCCAAAAUAUGACAAACAGAAGGAAUUGCAAAAGAAAACGCAAGCAGCGGUAUUAUAGAGUUCGUCGUGUUGACUUUUAUGAUCACCGAACUCAAUCCUUGCUGCAUAGGCGUCUGGCAAUCAAUCGUCUUUUGGCGGAGUCUACCUGUGAUUUGAAGCCAGCUACUAAUGGCCAUAUAUGUACAAAUCAUAGCAAUCAUUUGUCUGCAUGUCUUGACUUACCACCAGCUCUCUCACUUUUCAAUCUGAACGACCUCAAGUCUAUUCCGAAAGCCUUAGACGCAUCUGAAGCAAAGUGCGUCGGAGGUUUUGCAUAUCAAGAGCGACUUCAUCGGAUACAGCAAUUGCUUAUGGUCCCGCACAAGUUUCGAGCUGAAAGGAUAUUUGAUCCUCAUCUCUAUUAG
Protopolystoma xenopodis is the source of this 1152-nucleotide messenger RNA. The record is from the annotation of a GenBank genome assembly. Lineage: Eukaryota; Metazoa; Platyhelminthes; Monogenea; Polystomatidea; Polystomatidae.